Molecule: messenger RNA, 1321 nt
Organism: Scomber scombrus (Atlantic mackerel)
Lineage: Eukaryota; Metazoa; Chordata; Actinopteri; Scombriformes; Scombridae
Product: butyrophilin-like protein 8
Exons: 4
Coding region: 185-835 (216 amino acids)
Biological process (GO): cell surface receptor signaling pathway; negative regulation of T cell proliferation; T cell costimulation
Cellular component (GO): external side of plasma membrane
Source: RefSeq, a predicted model, not a curated record
AAAAAUGCAGAAUUAACACUGAAGCAGUAAAUUCUGUUGUGAAUGAGUUUAACAGAUCUGUCAAAACAGAUUUUAGCCACAUAUUAAUGAGAGCUCUUCAGGAUUAAACGAUGAACAAGAGAACUUCAAGCUCUGGACUUUCUUCAGUCUCAUCAGGGAAUGAAACAAACAGCAAUGGGAGAAGAUGAUCUGCAGGAUCCUUCUGCUCAUCAGCCUGACCUCCUGUGUCUCUGGAACAUUUGAAGUGAAAGUGACACAGACCUCCUAUCAGGCAGAGGAGAACCACAACAUCACACUGGAAUGGAUGUUUACAACCAAACCUGACAGUUCCUCCACCUCACUGAAUAUCUACUGUGAAAUGUUCAUUGAUCACAAUGACCCAGUCCUGUAUCAUGUACAUGAGGGUGAUGAGGUCCCAGAGUCUCAGGAUGAACAGUUUGCAGGACGAAUUCAGAGUGACAAAGACGCUCUCAGAGAAGGACGAAUCAGACUUCAUGUGUCCAGACUCAGGACGGAUGACUCGGGUCUGUACACGUGUGAUGUGAAAACAGAUUAUGGUGUGAGCUCUGACAGAUGCCUCCUCAAUGUCACUGCAGCUGUUGAUCAGCCAGAACCUCAGAAACCUACUGAGAGACCACAACCAGAGAGUCAGGGAAGGAUCGGCCUCUACGUUGGACUGACAGCAGCUGGACUCGCCGUCUGUGCUGGACUCUGCUUGGCCUUCAGACUUUGUUUAACUAAAUAUUCUGAUAAGACAGGACUUAGUUUUAGAUCACGUUCCUACUCAGCUAAUUCAAGUAAAAAUGAACAGACCACAAUGACUAUGGUGUUGUGACAGUUACAUUUCUCAUCACUGAUUUUCUCUGCACAUCCAACCUGACUUCUGAUGUUUUGAGCCUGAGAAACACGAUGAGAGUGUGAGAGAGGAGAUCAACAUCCAUUUACACCCAUCAGGACUAACAGGACUCUGUCUGAAGUAUCACCCUUUUCUAUCAAAGUGGAUGUAAAUAAUAAGGGUAAAUAAUGCUUCAGUAUCAGUGAUAGUUCUUUAUGUUUGGCACAAAAUAGUAACAUAAUUUAUUUAAUUUGUAAAAUAUCAAAUCUAAUUUAAUAAUGAAAUGUCUUUCCUGAUGUACAGUUUAUAAUGUUUACAUAUUGUAAAUGAAUUAGUUUUUUAUGAGAGAAGUUGUUAUGUCUCUUUUGUGUCUUUUUGUCCAUCUUGUUGGCAAGGUUACGAUUUCUUUUGAAUUGUAACCAUGUUAUUAAACUGUAAGUGUAUUUGUUGUUCAAACUGAAUUGUUUUAGCUUUCAACAAGAUGUG